CUUACAUCUUCAGACCAGUUGGUUCCACGGUUGAGACAAGUAACCAUCAGAGAAGUAGAAAAACGUUAACUAAUGCAAAUUUCAUCUCUAUAUAUAAACAUCAUCAUCAAAAGGAGGAGUAUAAUAUCACUUCAUAGAAAUAUAAUAGUAAAAGAUAACAAAAAAAAAAUAGAAUGGCGCUACAUGGAGAUUCUUCCGGCGAGUUUGACACCAAGUCUCCGGCGGACAAGUUAUUUACAUCUUUCACCGACGACAUAAACAACACUUUUGACAUCAUAUCGAAUGAGAAAAUCACUGAGUAUGUGGGGUGGGAGAAAAGAACAGUGACGCUGAGUAUGAGUGGAAAUCUUGUCUCGGAUAGCUACAAGAAGUUCAAAGCAACCAUCACGGUAACUCCCAAGGCAUACGAGGCCGAUGGUAGCCGCGUGUUGUGGACCGUCGAGUUCGAGAAGAUCCGCCAUGACGUCGAAGAUCCAGUGUGGAUCAUCGACAGUCUUAUCAAUUACUUAAAGGAGAUUGAUGGAGUCUUAAUAUAUAGUCUUUUCUAAAUGAACUGGAACCUAAAUAUGUGUUGUCUACGUUCGCCAUAUUGGGAUGUAUGAACUACGUUUGAAGAUUUGUAAUCCUUCAUAAUGAACAAAUGAUUUGGGAAUCAAAGACCUCCUUUGUUAUCUCCUCUUGGUCUUAGUCUCUUAUAGUUUCCAUUUUCCAUCUCCGUCGGACUAAAAUCUGAAUUAGAACCAACCCUCAAUAUGAAACGGCCGGUUCAAGUACCUGGUAAACGUUGUAUUACUAUAUCUGAACCGAAUUCAAGGAACCCAAACUGAAGGAUUAUGUUUCUUACUAUUGUUUACUAGGGGUAUAACCCCCGCGCAAGCGCGGAGCCGGAUAAGUUAUUUAUAGUUGUGUAGUUUUGUGUACGGGAUUUUGUCGUUUAUUUUUUUUUCCACUUUUGUUUUCCCGUGUUGUAUAUAAUGGUGAUGAACAUAACAUUUGGAAGUCACACAGUUUGAUUAAGUUGAUAUAAGAAUGACCGGCGAAUUCAUAUGCAUUAUUUUCGUAAUGAUUUGAUCGACCAUUAGCUUUAUUAGCGCUUUCAUGUUCAAAAUAUAAAGUUUAUGAAGUUGUUUAGU
Molecule: messenger RNA, 1133 nt
Organism: Brassica napus (rape)
Lineage: Eukaryota; Viridiplantae; Streptophyta; Magnoliopsida; Brassicales; Brassicaceae
Exons: 2
Coding region: 174-548 (124 amino acids)
Biological process (GO): defense response
Source: RefSeq, a predicted model, not a curated record